AUGCCCUGCUAUCUGUUAAUAUUUUCAUCUAAAUAUUUUAGCUGCCUUCGCCUUGGCCUUGAGUCUGUGCUAUUACCAUUUGAUGACAACCUGUCAACAAAUCAGUUCGCACAACGUCAUCUACCAACUGCAAGCCAGCUGCUGCGGCUUCUUUUUGAAUAUCCACCUCAAUUAAUCAUUCUACAUCAACUCAUCUCACAGCUCUCCAGGCCGUCAGAGUCUAAGAUGAAGCUAGCCAACUUUUCAGCUCCUAGUAAAAUUGAUGGGAUCUUCUCUUCCUGCUUUGCCUCACAAGCAAUUGAUCAGCUUAUUGGUCAACUGGCUAGGCCACAGUACAUCUUGUCCCCUGGCCAGCUUGCUUUGUUGAUUCCACAUCUAUUGUGCUGCUUGGCUCGUGAUCAGCCUCCUCUUGGCCUUCUACGCUCUUUGGUGUUUGGUGAUCUUUUAUCUCUUCUCGCACAGUCUGGCGGGCGCUGCAGAAUUUCAGAUUCUAACUCUUGA
This is a messenger RNA of Protopolystoma xenopodis, 501 nucleotides long. NCBI's taxonomy places the organism in Eukaryota, Metazoa, Platyhelminthes, Monogenea, Polystomatidea, Polystomatidae. The record is from the annotation of a GenBank genome assembly.